AAAACCCCCAAUUCUUCUUCUUCUCCAAAAUCCUCCUUACCAAACAAAACCCUAAUUCCUCUCUGUGUAACCCUAAAAAUGGCAAACAAUCCAGCAGCAUUAUCAUUUCUACGCAACCUAGCAGUAACCGCAUUCGGUCUCGGCGCAUCCGCAACACUACUCAACUCCACGCUCUACACCGUCGAUGGCGGUGAACGCGCCGUACUCUUCGACCGUUUCCGAGGAGUAAUCAACGAAACUGUCGGCGAAGGAACACAUUUUCUAAUCCCGUGGGUUCAACAACCUUACAUAUUCGAUAUCCGUACAAAACCUCAUACUUUCUCCUCUUUCUCCGGUACGAAAGAUUUACAAAUGGUCAAUCUUACCCUCCGUGUUCUCUCCCGACCACAAGUUUCUCGUCUUCCUGACAUUUUCAAAACCCUAGGUCUCGAGUAUGAUGAGAAGGUCCUUCCUUCCAUCGGCAAUGAAGUUCUCAAAGCUGUGGUCGCACAAUUCAAUGCGGAUCAGCUUCUGACGGAGCGUCCACAGGUGUCUGCAUUAGUUCGGGAGAGUUUGAUUCGUCGUGCAAAGGAUUUCAACAUUGAGCUUGAUGAUGUGGCGAUAACACAUUUAUCAUAUGGUGCUGAAUUUUCUAAGGCUGUGGAGCAGAAGCAGGUUGCCCAGCAGGAGGCAGAACGGUCAAAGUUUGUAGUGAUGAAGGCUGACCAAGAAAGGAGGGCGGCAAUUAUUAGGGCUGAAGGAGAGAGUGAGUCCGCUAAGUUGAUUUCCGAUGCAACUGCAGCUGCUGGUAUGGGUUUGAUUGAGCUUAGGAGGAUUGAGGCUUCGAGGGAGGUCGCUUCGACCUUAGCUAAGACUCCUAAUGUGGCUUACUUGCCCAAACAAGGGAACAUGCUGUUGGGACUGAACGCAGCACGUUGAUUAGGGUUGGUAUCUCCUUGGUGCUCUAUCAUGGCGAUUUUGGCUACUCUACUUGAUCUCCCCCCCUCCCUCUCCAAAAGAAAAAAAAAAUGGGGGGAGAAAGAGUAUGCAGGUAGCACUGGAAAAAGGGUAGAAACACUUUUGAAUGUAUUUUCUUCAAUAUAAGUUACAUUUCAAUCCAAUUUAGUUGCUUUAGGACAUGAUCUUCAAUUUAAGAUACAGACUUCUGAAAGGUUUUACUGAACAAGGCGUCCACCCCUCCCCUUUCCAUCAGUUGAACGUGGUUGUUUAUUUAAUGAUAAUGAAACAUAUUUUUGUAGCACAA
This is a messenger RNA of Lycium ferocissimum, 1243 nucleotides long. Its product is annotated as prohibitin-3, mitochondrial-like. Gene Ontology annotation, cellular component: membrane; mitochondrion. NCBI's taxonomy places the organism in Eukaryota, Viridiplantae, Streptophyta, Magnoliopsida, Solanales, Solanaceae. The transcript is spliced from 3 exons. The record is from RefSeq and is a predicted model, not a curated record. Gene Ontology annotation, biological process: mitochondrion organization. The coding region runs from base 79 to 918 and encodes 279 amino acids.